Messenger RNA from Desarmillaria tabescens, 360 nucleotides. RefSeq lists its product as uncharacterized. The record is from RefSeq and is a predicted model, not a curated record. Bases 1 to 360 code for a protein of 119 amino acids. Lineage: Eukaryota; Fungi; Basidiomycota; Agaricomycetes; Agaricales; Physalacriaceae. The transcript has 3 exons.
AUGGAGUGCUGGGAUGAAUACAAGGAGCAGCAACAGAAAAAGGCUAAGUUAGAAGCCAUGGAAUUGGCUAAGCAGGAGAGGAAGAGGGAAAGGGACUUGAAACUUAAGAAGGUGAAGGAAGUGGUGAAAGUGAAGGCAGAGGCCAUCUUCUUACUAGACAGUACCUUAAAAACCUCAGGCCUCAACUUGAAAGCUGGCUUUUUGGAGUCAGAAGGGGCAUUGCUUUUAGACACUGUGGCAGAGGUGGUAGAAGCAGCAGAGAGGGGGCAAGUGCUGCAAUUGCCACUCCUAGAUGCAAUAGGAGCAGAUGAUCUGCCAGAUAAUGCAGCAGAGAGAGGCAUAGGCAGAGUGAAGAUGUGA